AUGGAAACAAGCACGGGCUUCGACGGAGAACCGCCGUUUUGCGCGGCGGGUUGCGGCUUCUAUGGAGUCCGAGAGCACCGCGGUCUCUGCUCCAAGUGCUACGCCGCUUUCCUGAGAGACCAAGCCGCGAAAUCCGCCGCCGAGGCGGCCAAGGGACGGCCCUCGAGCUCGGCUUCCGGGGCUGCCGUUUCUUUAGACGAUUGGGCUGCUGCGCUGGGGGAACAGACUCGAGACACUCCAACCCCAACGAUGAUCAAGAAGAAGAACAGGUGCGCCGCGUGCGACAAGCGCGUCGGUCUACUGGGGUUCGAGUGCCGCUGCGGCGACGUGUUCUGCGGGGCACACCGGUAUCCAGAAGAACACGGUUGCGACGUCGAUUUCGGGACGGCGGCAAGGCGGAGAUUGUCGGAGGAGAAUCCUCUUUGCAAGGCCGACAAGAUGGAAUUUAGGAUUUGA
This is a messenger RNA of Syzygium oleosum, 456 nucleotides long. Its product is annotated as zinc finger A20 and AN1 domain-containing stress-associated protein 2-like. Lineage: Eukaryota; Viridiplantae; Streptophyta; Magnoliopsida; Myrtales; Myrtaceae. The transcript has a single exon. Gene Ontology annotation, molecular function: zinc ion binding; DNA binding. The record is from RefSeq and is a predicted model, not a curated record. Bases 1 to 456 code for a protein of 151 amino acids.